AUGUCUGUUACAGACUUUGAAAUAACGGAUGAAGAAAUAUCCUUAAAUCACCGCACUGAGAAGGAGAAAACUCUAAGACAUAUUGGUUAUUUCUCUUCAUCAUACUCUGUGAAAAAAAUUCGGGUUAGAAUCUGUUUGUUUCUGGUGGAGCUGUGUGAGAGGUUCAUUUUCUUUGAAGUCGUCUGCAAUAUGAUCCCCUUUUGCACUGUCAAGCUUGGCUACCUCAAUUACCAGGCAGCCAUUUUGAACUUGUGUUUUAUUGGAACUUCAAUACUUACCCCUGUGUUUGUGGGAUGGCUUGCUGAUGUCCGUCUAAGAAGAAACAAACUGGUAUAUGUUUGCUUAUGUCUACAUUUUCUAGGCACUGUUUUAUUAUCCGUGGUUGCUUUUCCCUUGGAAGAUUUCUAUAUAGGCACACACCAUAUGAUUAACAAUAUACCAACAAAGGAGCAGAACAGGCUGUUUUACAUGGCACUAUUGUUCAUCUGCCUUGGCACCGGAGGAAUGCGAGCCAUCAUUUGUCCACCGGAUGCUUAUAGCCUUCAGGAGUAUGGAUCCCAGAAACAAAUGUCUUUUUUUAACUGGUUUUGUUGGAUCAUGAACCUGAAAGCAACCAUUGUCUUUCUGGGAAUAUCUUACAUUCAGCACUCAGGGGCCUGGGCCCUGGUUUUACUCAUUCCUUCUAUGUCUACACUUAUGGCUAUGAUAACUCUUCAUAUGAUGCACUGUAACCUGAUUCAUCAGCCAGAAAAAUGCUACUCCCUCCUGACAACCUUUGGGGUGUUUGUUAAUGCACUGAAAACAUGCUGUCUGCAAUAUUGCCGUCUUGCCAGAGAUGUGACCAGCUGGUUAGACCACGCCAAGAAAAAAAAUGGUGGUUGCUACAGUGAGCUUCACGUGGAAGAUACAAAAUUUUUCUUCACCUGUCUCCCUCUCCUCAUUUUUCAGCUCCUUUACAGAAUAUGCAUCAUGCAGAUUCCUUCAGGAUAUUAUGUGCAGACCAUGCAUUCUAACCUGAAUUUGGAUGGAUUUCUCCUGCCAAUUGCAGCAAUGAAUGUCGUCAGCAUUCUCCCACUACUAAUUCUGGCUCCUUUUAUGGAGUAUUUCAGUACCUGUCUCUUUCCUUCUAAGAGAGAUGGAUCAUUUCUGUUGGCAUGCAUUAUCACUGGAAAUCUUUCUGCUGCAUUGUCUGUGAUGGUAGCUGGUUUCUUUGAAAUACACAGAAAACACUUCCCUCCCAUGGAGCAGCCUCUUUCAGGCAAAGUUCUCACCGUUUCUUCCAUGCCCUGUUUCCACCUGGUUCUUCAGUACAUUUUACUUGGAGUGGCUGAAACACUGGUCAACCCAGCCUUCUCUGUAAUACACAGAUUUGUUCCAAGUACCAUCAGAGGAACCUGUAUGAAUCUUUUGACACUGUUCAAUGGAUUUGGUUGUUUCAUGGGGGCACUGCUGGUGGAGUUGGUAUAUCUCAUCUCAGAAGGCAAUUGGUUUCCAAACACAUUAAACAAAGGCAAUUUAGAAAGCUUCUUCUUCUUUUUGGCAUCAUUAACGUUGUUGAACGUCCUGGGAUUCUGGAGUGUUUCACAAAGGUAUUGUAAUCUAAAUCAUUUUAAUGCCCAGAACAUCAGUGGUAGUAAUCUUGAAGAAACACUUCUCCUCCAUGAAAAGUCUCAGAAAUUUUAUGGCAGUACACAAGAAUUUUCUUCAAGUAUUGAUCUUUGGGAGACAGCCCUAUGAAACUACAUUUGACUCUACCCAUUCUAUGAGCAAAGUAUUCACGUUUUCUUCACCUGAACACCUUAUGCAUUUUAGUUUAAGAACUAAUAUGCAUGGCAGUGACUUCAGGAAUAUUAUCGGUGUACUUUAUUUAUAAAGACUAAUCAUGACUCUUCUGGUGAACUAUUAUGCUUUUGCAUUAACACAUUAUACAUUACAAUUGAUAAAGUAAUUUCAAAGUC
Neofelis nebulosa (Clouded leopard) is the source of this 1958-nucleotide messenger RNA. RefSeq names its product solute carrier family 15 member 5 (gene SLC15A5). Gene Ontology annotation, cellular component: membrane. Lineage: Eukaryota; Metazoa; Chordata; Mammalia; Carnivora; Felidae. Gene Ontology annotation, biological process: transmembrane transport. The transcript is spliced from 9 exons. Gene Ontology annotation, molecular function: transmembrane transporter activity. The record is from RefSeq and is a predicted model, not a curated record. The coding region runs from base 1 to 1737 and encodes 578 amino acids.